Nematostella vectensis (starlet sea anemone) is the source of this 3071-nucleotide messenger RNA. Its product is annotated as probable ATP-dependent RNA helicase DDX27. The record is from RefSeq and is a predicted model, not a curated record. The coding region runs from base 66 to 2291 and encodes 741 amino acids. The transcript has 22 exons. Lineage: Eukaryota; Metazoa; Cnidaria; Anthozoa; Actiniaria; Edwardsiidae. Gene Ontology annotation, molecular function: RNA helicase activity; ATP binding; nucleic acid binding.
GCGCGAUCAAACACACCGCAUUGUUUUUAGCGCAGGCUCACUUGCACGUGGGGAAGAAAUUCAAGAUGGCCGCUGUUUUGCCGUUUGUUGGCACUAUAGAAUCCGACGAAGAAAUCGAUGUUUUAGACGAAGAGAAGGACAGUGACGAUGACAAAGAGUCGAGAAAGAAGAAAAAAGAUCAGAAAUCCAGUAAAAAGAAGGAAUCAGCCUUAUUCGAAGACGGAUUUAAAUUUGCUGAUGAUGACGACUUUGCCGAGAAAACGUGGGAUCUUGACCUUGCGAUAAAGACAGCAAAGAAGAAAGAAGAAUCGAAAGUACCAAUGAUAUCUAUCCAGGACAAAAUAUCAAAGAAAAGAGAAGACAGAAAGAAACAGAAAAAGAAAUUAUUAAAAAAUGGAGAAAAAGUUGAAGAGAAGGAAAAUUCAAAUGACGAAGAACAACAGGUUGAAAGCAAAGACAAUGAUAUUGAUGAGGCGAGGCCCUCAGAUGAAGUCCUUAAUGCCUAUGACAGCUUAGAUGAAGAAGCUGAAGAUCGGUUAAAAGAAAAGAAGAAUUUCUUCCAAGACCCGCCUCCUCAAGUCCAUCACCAGAGUUUCACCAGCAUGAAUUUAUCAAGACCUUUGUUAAAGGCUGUAAAUGAGCUAGGUUUUCUGCAUCCAACACCAAUUCAGGCAUCAACAAUUCCUGUUGCGCUGAUGGGAAAAGAUGUUUGCGCAUGUGCUGCAACAGGCACUGGAAAAACAGCAGCAUUCAUGCUACCUAUAUUAGAGAGACUUCUGUAUCGCCCAACACAAAGCCCUGCUAUAAGAGUGCUGGUGAUCACCCCAACAAGAGAGCUUGCCAUACAGAUCCACUCAGUAACAAAUAAUUUAUCCAAGUACACAAAUAUCCAAGUUUGUCUGGCAGCAGGUGGUCUGGAUCUCAAAAGCCAAGAAGCAGCCCUUCGCAAGAAUCCAGACAUUGUGAUAGCCACACCUGGUCGCCUGGUAGACCAUCUACACAACACCAUGUCCUUUGGCCUUCAGUCUAUUGAGAUCCUGGUGCUUGAUGAGGCGGAUCGAAUGCUUGAUGAGCACUUUAGGGACCAGAUGAACGAGAUCAUUAAGCUCUCUCCACGUGGGAGACAAACCAUGUUGUUUUCAGCUACAAUGACAGAUGAGGUUGAAGAGCUUGUAACGCUUUCUCUCAACCAACCUGUCAGGCUCUUUGUUGACAGCAACACAGAUGUGGCCUACAACCUGCGACAAGAAUUUAUCAGAAUCAGGCCAAAUAGAGAGGAGGACCGCCUAGCUAUUGUUGCAGCGUUGUGUUCAAGGACCUUCAGUGAUCAUUGCCUAGUGUUCCUUCAGACGAAAUGGAUGGCCCACAAGUUACGCAUUGUGCUAGGCCUCAUGGGCCUUAAUGCUGAUGAAUUGCAUGGGAACCUAACUCAACUUCAGAGAUUAGAGGCAUUGCAAAAAUUCAAAAAUGGAGAGGUUGACAUCUUGGUGGCCACUGAUCUUGCUGCCCGAGGUCUUGAUAUAACUGGCGUCAAAACAGUUAUAAAUUACAGCAUGCCAUCUGAUGUCAAACAGUACGUUCACAGGGUUGGUCGGACUGCAAGAGCCGGCAAAAGUGGAAGGUCAGUGACUCUUGUUGGUGAAAAGGAAAGGAAGGCCUUGAAAGAGGUUGUAAAGAAUGCAAGAACAGCAGUAAAAAGCAGAAUUGUCCCCCCAGAAAUAAUUGAGAAAUACAGUGGCAAGAUAGAGGCCCUGGAACAAGACAUAAAAGACAUCCUCAAACAAGAGGAAGAAGAAAAGGAGAUGCGUAUAUCUGAGAUGGAAGUGAACAAAGCACGUAACAUGCUUGAACAUGAGAAAGAGAUUUUCUCUCGUCCUGCACGUGUUUGGUUUCAAGACAAAGAGGAACUCAAGAGAAAAGCAAACGAAGAGACUGGUAUUGUUCCUGCAAAGAAGAGACCAACAAAAGAAGUCAGGGCUGUAAAUAGGGAAAUCAAAUUGUCUGAGGAAGAGAAAAAAGCAAAGAAAGAGAUGGAUUACUUCAAAAGGGAGGCCAAGAGAUCGAGGAAAAAGAAAAAGCUGUAUGCUUUCCCACCUACUGACCCACAAGACUCCCUUCCCAAAGGACGGUCAAAAGGCAAGGAAAGCAGGUUGAUGGCAUUCGACAAAGAGUUGACAGACACCAGCAAAAAGGCUCUGAAGCAAUUCAGAAAAGGCGAUGGACCUGAACCAAAACAGAAGAUAAAGAAACCUGGAAGAUUCAAGUCCAAGAAAAAGUUCAAGAGAAGAUGACAAACAAGGCGUUCUUGGAUGAAUAUUUUAUAAGUAACAGUGAUCACAAGAAUCUAAAUAAAUAGACUUAAAUAAUCUUACAAAUCUUACAAAAUAUUCAGAAGCGUGUCCUAUUAGAUUAUGUCUUUGGCCAAUAAGGGCAAAUAUAGGUAUUUAUUGUUGACUGAAGUUUUUCUUUAUAUGUCGAUAAAUUGACCAGAGAGAGUCCUUUGAGAUGGUAUUAGCUCAGCGUGCACAUCUCGUUACAUGGAAUAAGUAAUGAGAGUGAAGUUUUCAUGCUCACGCUUAAAAUUUCUUAUCGAAAUGGUUUCCGAAGGUCGUGUAGAUGACUUUACGCGAGAUUACAUUACGUUUCUAGGAGUAUACAAGCACAAAUCUAACAAAUAUAAUGCAAAAGUUCAAAGUCUCGGGUAAAACAGUUUACCGGAUUGUAAAAGGAAGAUCAAAUAAGGCUAAAGAAGGCUAAGCCAUGACUAAUGUGCGUGACAUAAGUCACGCGGCAAAAUUGAGCAUGCUAUUUUUAGAAGCUUCUAACUUUGGAAGCACCGAAAUUACAUACUAAAAAUGUCAUCUAAUGUCGCCUAAAAGUUGCAAAACGAAACGUAAAUAACCUCGCUUGAGUUGUUACAGCAUUUCUCUUGCACUUUUAAGUGUUCGUGUUGACAAUAAUAUUAUCGGUCUUCACCGUAAUUGAUGAAAAGUGAAUGUAUGUAUUUUACUCUUUAGACCGUUGACCGCGAGUUCCGUAGAGUUAAAAAAAAAAACCUUGGCGGUGUCAAA